UCUUGCUGGCCCAAGCGCGGAGUCAGUUCUCGCUGAGCCUCGUCGCGGUUAGGCGGCCACUCUUACUCUCGCACGGCCUCUCGGUUUCCUGGUCGCUCUCUCGGUUUCAUUCUUCCGUUGGUUUCUGCGCGAGAUAAGUAUGCGAAACGGAAUCUCGCAAUCGUGAUUGGUACAUACAGUGUCUUCACGCAAAUCUGACACAUCUUAAAGUCACUUUGAAUUAGGAGACCUUUACAAACGUCAAAGUGUUCGCGACCAAAUAUGUUACAUCAAGAAUAAAAUGAGCAUGAGAAGAAACAAAAAUUCUUGACACAACAUCACCAGUAACUAUUAUUAAAAAUCAAAUUUGAUAUCAGUGAACAUUUCAAAUUACAUAUCAGUGAUCAGUGAUUAGUGAUAUUUCAUGAUUACCGAUAAUCAACAGUUCUUGAAAUACACUCAAUAAUUUAUGGAGAUGGAGAAUGCGAGCACGCCGAACACACUGAUGGAGAUGAAAACACGAAGGCAGCCACUUCGGUCGCAAGUAUCAACCUUGGACACGAGAAGGAGGCAGGCUGUUUGCGUAAGGAGAGCCUUCAAGAAAUAUGGAUCCAAAAAUAAUCCACAUGUCGUUCUGGAUGGUCUCAAUAUGACUGUGCCAAAGGGCACAAUUUAUGGAUUGCUUGGCGCGAGCGGUUGCGGAAAGACCACUUUACUGUCGUGCAUCGUUGGUCGGAGACGCUUGAAUUCCGGCGAAAUAUGGGUAUUGGGCGGCCGGCCGGGUUCCAAGGGUUCCGGUGUACCCGGUCCCCGGGUCGGCUACAUGCCGCAGGAGAUCGCACUCUACGGUGAGUUUUCCAUUCGGGAAACGUUCAUCUAUUUCGGCUGGUGCGCCGGCAUGACGACAGACCAAGUGGAUGAAAAGCUGGAUUUUCUGAUCAAGUUUUUGCAACUACCGUCCGAAAAUCGUUUUGUUAAGAAUCUAUCAGGUGGUCAGAAAAGAAGAGUAUCUUUCGCGGCUGCCAUUUUAGCCGAGCCUGAACUUUUGAUUCUGGAUGAGCCAACAGUUGGAGUGGACCCCAUUCUUCGUCAGAGCAUCUGGGACCACUUGGUGCACAUCACCAAGGAUGGUAACAAGACCAUCAUUAUUACUACACACUACAUUGAAGAGACUAGGCAAGCCGGCAUGAUCGGCUUGAUGAGAAACGGCAAGUUUCUGGCGGAGGAGUCGCCAUCGAGGCUAAUGGAGAUGCAUCGAUUGGAUACUUUGGAAGAAGUAUUCUUGAAGCUGAGCAAGAGGCAGAAUCUUGGAUUAAAAAGGAGAAGCAGUAUACUGAGCAGUAUAACGGGCGUUCCGCCAGAAGACGACGUGGACGAGAUGAGUGGCGAAUUCGGCGAUAAUGUGAGCGUAUCUAGUCGACGGAAAAGUGUAGUCAUUGUGGAUGAUGGCAAUGUCUCAGCAUUGCCGCCGGAAGAGGAAGGUGAUUCCAAAUAUACUAUGCUCAAUUCGAUGCACAUGAAGGCUCUUAUCUGGAAAAACUUUUUAUGGAUGUGGCGGAAUGUCGGGAUGAUGCUGUUUAUUAUCGGCCUGCCGGUCGCUCAAAUAGUCCUCUUCUGCAUUUCCAUUGGUAAGGAUCCCGUAGGAUUAAAAUUAGCUAUUGUCAACAACGAAUUCAACAACAGUAUGCAACCGUGCAUUCCUGGAACCGGAUGCGAUUGGUCGCUACUAAGCUGCCGAUAUCUUCAGCACCUGCAGAAGAAGACCAUACAGCUGUUAUCCUACGACAAUGAGGAAGAAGCUAAGUAUGCCGUGACGAAGGGAUGGGCAUGGGGUGCUAUAACGUUUCCGUCCAACUAUUCCGAUGCUCUCAAGGGGAGGAUAGAUUACGGCAAAGACGCCGAGGAAUGGAAUAUUGAUUCCGCAGAGAUGAAAAUUAUCAUGGACAUGUCCAAUCAACAGAUAGGACAGUUGCUACAAAGGGACCUGCUUUAUGCGUAUCUAGAUUUCGUGAAAGAAGUCACCGUGGCCUGCAACUACAGCGAGAAGUUAACGAGCAUACCCGUAAACUUCAAAACGCCAAUCUACGGAUCUCGGGAUCCUAAUUUCACGGAUUUUGCAGCCCCCGGAAUAAUUCUAACAAUUAUUUUCUUUCUCUCGGUCGCACUAACGUCGGGCGCCAUGCUGCUGGAGAGAAACGAGGGUCUGUUGGAAAGAAGUCUCGUGUCAGGUAUGUAUAAGACAGAGAUUCUCUUCGGUCAAGUGAUCACGCAGUUCACGGUGAUGGCCGGGCAAACUGUGAUGGUUCUCAUAGUCACAUUCGCGAUCUUCAAAGUUACCUGCGAGGGCGACAUCGGUUGGAUCACCGUUUUAAACAUCCUCACGGGCCUCAGCGGCAUGUGCUUCGGAUUUGUAAUCGCCAUUAUCUGUGACAAUGAAAGGAGCGCUACGUACGUGGCGAUGGGCUCUUUUCUUCCAUUUGUGAUGUUAUGCGGCAUUAUCUGGCCCAUAGAGGGUAUGCAUCCAUUAUUGAGAUAUAUUAGUUUUCUGCUACCCCUGACGAAAAGCACAGAAUCGAUGAGGUCAAUGCUGGCCAAAGGCUGGACGAUCUCAGAACCGACGGUUUAUUACGGCUUUAUCUCCACUCUCAUCUGGAUCAGUAUCUUUAUGAGCCUGUCGAUAUUGUUAAUUAAAUUUAAGAAGGGUUAAUUUAAAGGGACAAGAAAAUAAUUU
This is a messenger RNA of Wasmannia auropunctata (little fire ant), 2710 nucleotides long. RefSeq names its product ABC transporter G family member 23. Gene Ontology annotation, molecular function: ATP hydrolysis activity; ABC-type transporter activity; ATP binding. Lineage: Eukaryota; Metazoa; Arthropoda; Insecta; Hymenoptera; Formicidae. The record is from RefSeq and is a predicted model, not a curated record. Gene Ontology annotation, cellular component: membrane. The transcript is spliced from 14 exons. The coding region runs from base 449 to 2686 and encodes 745 amino acids.